Talpa occidentalis (Iberian mole) is the source of this 12463-nucleotide messenger RNA. RefSeq names its product small glutamine rich tetratricopeptide repeat co-chaperone beta (gene SGTB). Gene Ontology annotation, biological process: post-translational protein targeting to endoplasmic reticulum membrane. NCBI's taxonomy places the organism in Eukaryota, Metazoa, Chordata, Mammalia, Eulipotyphla, Talpidae. Gene Ontology annotation, molecular function: protein binding; molecular adaptor activity. The coding region runs from base 113 to 1090 and encodes 325 amino acids. The transcript is spliced from 11 exons. Gene Ontology annotation, cellular component: membrane; TRC complex. The record is from RefSeq and is a predicted model, not a curated record.
GGGAUGGGUGCGUCUCCCGCCGCCCCAGACGGGGCCUGCACAGCGCACCAGCUGCAAACCCGGUCAGGGCCGACGCGAGGCCCGGCUGCCUAAGAGAGGGAGAAGGAGGUCGAUGUACUCUUGGGAGAGGAAGGGGGAGAAGCCUGGAGGAGGUAAAGGGUUUAAAGGUUUUAAAAUGUCAUCUAUCAAGCACCUAGUCUAUGCAGUUAUUCGUUUCCUUCGGGAACAAAGUCAGAUGGAUGCGUAUACUUCGGAUGAACAAGAAAGUUUGGAAGUUGCAAUUCAGUGCUUGGAGACAGUGUUCAAAAUCAGCCCAGAAGAUACACACCUAGCAGUGUCACAGCCUUUGACAGAAAUGUUCACAAGUUCCUUCUGUAAGAAUGAGAUUCUGCCACUCUCAAACUCAGUGCCUGAAGAUGUGGGAAAAGCUGACCAACUAAAAGAUGAAGGCAAUAACCACAUGAAAGAAGAAAAUUAUGCUGCUGCAGUGGAUUGUUACACACAGGCAAUAGAAUUGGAUCCAAAUAAUGCAGUUUAUUAUUGCAACAGGGCUGCUGCUCAAAGUAAAUUAAGUCACUACACAGAUGCAAUAAAGGAUUGUGAAAAAGCAAUAGCAAUCGAUUCAAAGUACAGCAAGGCCUAUGGGCGAAUGGGGCUGGCCCUCACUGCCAUGAAUAAAUUUGAAGAAGCAGUUACAAGUUAUCAAAAGGCAUUAGAUCUUGAUCCUGAAAAUGAUUCUUAUAAAUCCAAUCUGAAAAUAGCAGAACAAAAAUUAAGAGAGGUAUCUAGUCCUAUAGGAACUGGAUUGAGCUUUGACAUGGCUAGCUUAAUAAACAAUCCAGCAUUCAUUAGUAUGGCAGCAAGUUUAAUGCAGAAUCCUCAAGUUCAACAGCUAAUGUCCGGAAUGAUGACAAAUGCCAUUGGGGGACCUGCUGCUGGAGUUGGGGGCCUAACUGACCUGUCUAGCCUCAUCCAAGCGGGACAGCAGUUUGCUCAGCAAAUACAGCAGCAGAAUCCUGAACUUAUAGAACAACUGAGAAAUCACAUUCGGAGCAGAUCAUUCAGCAGCAGCACUGAAGAACAUUCCUGAUUAGGGACUGGGGAUCCUAGCCCAGUGUGCAAACGGUUUAUGAGUCUGAAAUAUUUGCUGUAGAUAGUGGCCAAAACAAAACAACUAAAGAAUAAAUCUGUGUAGACAAUAGGUUUAGCACCAACAGAUUUGAACAUAACAUGACUCUUUUGUGAACAAAUGACCUGUAGCCUUGUUAAGUGCUAGUAUUGCACUAGACUGGGUUCCAUUUUCAAACCUCCAUCAUAUUUGUAUAUUAUAUCUAAUAGCAGAGUAUAUUUAUUGAAUGACAGGGCUGUUUAUUGGUGAGUUCUCCAGCUCCAAAUUCCCUUAAGAAUAUUUUUUUCUGAAAGGGGACAUCACCAAGAGGAAAGGUUUCUUAUGCUGGUUUAGGAUAAAUAUACUUUCACUGAGCAGCAUGUCUGGAGGGAAGAAAUUUGUUGCCUAGGUUUAGCUGUGAUAGUGUUAUGAGGUAAUGAAUAUAUAUCAUAGGGGCCAGUACCAUCUUAAUUGCUGCUGCUUCUGAUGGGUGACAGAGAGUCUUAAGAGCUGGUAGAAAACAGUAUUUGGUGGAAGGUAUGUUAUUUUGAAAAGAAAAAAAUAGAUGAGGUGAAUGUAUAGAUGAAGAUAGUAUGCUCAGGUUUUCUGCAUAGUUCUUCACUAACCUUGCCUGCAAUUUGGUUAUUGAUAAUAUUAGCAUGACCAAUUAUGCUAAGUACAUAAUAAAAUACAUUUAGAAAUCCUUAAUGGUACUGAUUAGGUCAGUUAUGUAACUAUUCAUUUUAACAGCACAAUUCCCCCAGUGGUGACCUUACCAUGGAAACUCUCAUUUAACUACAUUUAAAUAAGUCAGUGGCUUGACCCUAAUUAAGGAUUUUCUAAGUGACAUUUAAUUAUGUGCCCAUAAAUUCUGAUUUUCUAAGACUCAGUAAUUACUUGAUGGAUUACAAAAAAUCUCUGUCACUAACACUGCUUGUUCAUGUAAUCCUCUGCUAUAUUUGGCUUGGCAUGCCAUUUUUAUGCUUAACCUUAAUUUGAUGCAAUUUAAAUAAAACAGGGGACUUAAAAGUAUUAUAUUGAAAUUAGUGUUGUAUUAGUGAAGUGGCAUUUGGCAUUAAUGGUGUGGCUCUAACUAUAGUGAUGGGUGAGACCAUUCUAACUCCAACUGGAAUCAUGAAAUUGGCAAAGUUGAGAAGGCACAUAAUUAAGUGUUGUGAGGGAAAACCGAAAAUUAAUAUAGAAUUAAGUCAAUAAUACUGAUAAUGAUCAGGGCCUUAAUAAAAUGGUUCUAAAAAGACUACUUGGUACCUUGACAUUUAAACACCAACUUUUCCUUUCUUUCCCUUUGUGAGAUUAGAACAAUGGGUCUGUAAGAAUAACCUGGAGAAUUCAUUAAAAAAGUAAUUCAGGGACACCUUUGAUUUCUAUUUGAUAGUUUUUGUAAUAAGGCCCAGGCUUCACUAUUUUAAACAGAAUACCAGGUGGUUCCCAAGUAGGUCCAGACUCUAAUUUCAAAACAUUAGGAUAGAGGUUUCUUCUCAGACCAGCAAAUACCUAAUGCUUGGGCUUCAGGAUACAACAAAGACAUAUAUGAGCCUACAGUUCUGGCAAGAGAAGACUGAAGCUUAAAUCUUAGCCCCUCUAAGUUAAAUCUAUAUUCCAUCAAAACUAAUGUAACUUUUCAUGAAGUUAAAUUCAAUUCCUAGGGUUGAAGUGUUAUACAGAAUUAUGUACUAAUGAGUCACAUGAAAGUGAUGAUGGCAGGAAAAAAAAGCAAACUUGAUCAUACUGAAAAAUCAGGUACUAGCAAAACUAUCUUGAGUAUAUUAAUAACACUUUCAGAUCAGAUCAACAAAACUGACUAGGAAAACAGAAAGUACAAAGCAACACUUUUUAAAAAAAAAGAGGUGGUUAUAACCCUGCAGAUCCUGGAGACAGUAAAAGGAUAAUUAGAAAAUACUAAUACCAACUUUACCAUAUACCAUAUAUUUAACAACUUAGAAGAAACAGACAAAUUGCUUGUAAGGCAAAAACCACUAAAGCUCACUGAAGAAUUAAAUAUCCUCCAGAGAAAAAUAUACAGGCCCAGAUUUCAAUAGUGAAUUCUACCACAACAGGGAGAAAUAAUUUUAUACAAUUUUUCUAAAUUAUAAAAGAGGAUACUCUUCCCAACUUAAUUAGCUAUUACUUUAUUACCAAAAUCAGACAAAGACAUGAAAAAAAAAAAAAAAACCACUUUAAAACAGUAUCUUGAUUUGCUAUUAUCUAUAGUUAACGCAGCCAUUCUUUUGACUUGAAUGAGAACUGGUAUUAUUUCUUCCAUUUCACUUUUCCUGUUUCUUUGCUAAUAUACCACCAAUAACAAAUUCUACUUACCUGAUUUUCCAUUCUCUUUAAGCCAUUUUUGUUCAAGUAUUUCGACUACUUUGGAGUCACUGCAUUGCAGGCUCUUUCAAGAAGAUUUUGUGUCGUUGGACUGUGUUAGCUACUUUUAUAAUUAUAAGAAAUUCCCAAAAUAUUUUGACUUGUUUGGAAAAUAUAGUUUCAGUCUAACUAGAGAAAGAAGAAGACACUAAAGUAAAAUAUUUUAUCUAUGUUCUCCUUAGGAAUAAUUGACUUCUAAUAACCACACUUCACUGUAGUAGCUAUACCUGUUAGGAUGUUAUGUAAAACUUAAGAUGUCUUUUUUAUGCAAAUGAAAUUUUCAUUUACUAUACCAAGUUGUUUAUCUAAUUUUAUAAUGUGGUUUAAACAGGUCCUUUCUAAGAUGACAUUAUCUAACUUUUACUUAAAAGUAUGUGUCCAAUUUAUUGCUUAUAAAUGAAACUUUUUAAUUAAAUCAUAUCAGCAGAUUCCAAGUAACCACUAAGCUACUUUUGAAUUUGAAACAGAAGGUUCAGUCAUGAGAAGAAGCUUGAAGAACAAUCAAAAUACCUAGAGCAGUGGCUAUAAAAUCUUAUUUCAUCAUUCAAUCAAUCUUAAACAUGCUGGAGAAAAGAUAAAUUUCAAUUUUACACCACUUGUACUUUAUUUUGCAAAGAUAUUUCAUUAAUUAUUACUCCAGUGUAAGAGGAAAAUCUCCUCCUGACUAUAAAUUUCACUUUGGACCAAACAGUUUGUCAAAGCAAUAAAUAAUUAUGCAUUUAAGAAAAUCCAAUUUUUGUAUUUGACUUAAUGCACUCUUACAUUUAAGAAAUUAUACAUACAUCCUUAAAUUUCCAUUUACCAAAAUAAGAGUUUUUAUUUAACAGCAUAUGCUUUUGUUUUCUUGACAGAAUAUCGAAACUUUCUAUUACAAUCAUGUUGUAAAGUUUACAUUAUUAACCAUCUCAUUUUUUCCCCACAGUAUAAGUACAUACAUGUAAUUACAUGCAGAAAUAGAAAGUUUUACAAGAUUAAUACAUGAUAUAAGCUCAAAUAUAAGAAGCUGGAAAUCCUUUAUACCCUAUGAAAAUAGAUGACUUUUUUCUCAAAUGGGGAAAAAAAAAUCAGAAAUUUUGGAUUUAGAAUCAGAAAAUACCAGGAUUCUUAGUUAAAUAAAACCAAUUCUGAUCUGUUGUUUAACUGAAAUUUACAUGUGUGUUAUACAUAAACACAAAUACAUAUCAGUAAAAUAAUUUUGAAAAUAAUUAGAAACACUCAUACUGUGUUAGAAAGUUACACAAGGACCACCCCUGUGUUUUUCUGUAGACUGAGGAGCUAGGGGAAAAAAAAGAGGGUUAACUGAAAUACUAAUAAACAAAGUAUUGUAAGAAUUCUCAGGUUCUAGAAAUAACUAUCUUCUAUACUGAGGUCAACAAAUUAUGGCCUGCACCCAAGUCCAGUCAGCUGACUGUUUUUGUAAACACCAUGUGGUCCUUUGCUACUGGCUGCUCUUAUUCUACAAUGACAAGAGCUGAAUAUUUUUGAUAGAACCACAUUGCCUGCAAAGCCUGAAAUAUUUUGACAGGGUCAAAACAAAGUAAGAAUAUGUUCUUUACAAAACUGAAAUUUUAACUUUUACAGGAAAGAAAUUUAAGUAAAUAUACACUUAUUUUUUGCUGUUAGUGUAUCAAUUUUACAAAGGUGACAAAUCAGAAAUUCCUGUGAAACUCAAUGAAAAGCAUACUACUGGGAAUUUUCUUCAGCUUUCCACUUUAAUGGCCGAAGAUACCACACAGACUUGUGCGAUGUCAUCAUACUCAUAUGUUCUCUUUAAGAAUGUGUCUGUCAGUCUUAAGCCAGAGACGCUCUAUUGAGAGAAAGAGAUAGAGCUCAGUUCUCAUUGGUUAAUAUGACAGAAGUUAUGGCUAGAAUAAAUGACUGUGGGCUAACAAUCCCCAAACUGAAAUUACUAAAAAGAGAGCAUACCUGCAGUCCCUGCACUGAAGACAACAGAGUAAGGGCAAGGCAGAGAGAGGAACUUGGAUGUAGUUUCCCAAGCUGUCUUCCUGAAAUGCCACACCAGUGGAUAGAAUUGGUAUUGCACAUUUCCAAAACCAGAUCCAUGGUCCUUUCACUGCUGAACAAAUCAGAAAAACAGGAAUAAAUCUUGUUCCUUUGGCAAAGAGGUUCUGUGAUAUUUCUUCUUUAUAUUUCUUCCACUAUUGCCACUGAAUUUGUUUUCUGGGUACCCAGAGAUAAACAACAGAAACAGAAAUAAAAAGCUAUUAUGUCAUUUUUAUUUCAUUUAAGAUAGAAUCAGGAAAAUGAAAUGAGAUGGCAUUUUUUUAAGGUUUAAAGUGGCACUGAAACUAAUCUGCCUGUCUGGGUGUAGGCCUUCUGGUUCUAUUAUUGAACACUGGCUCCCUGGUGCUGAUUUGUAAAUAGCUUUGCCAUUUCUCCAGAUUUCAAGACAUCUGUGUCUAAUUUUGUAGCUAUGUAUACUUUCUAUUUUUGUUAACUACUUCACAGGGAAGAAAAAUGAACUGAAUCUGGUCCUGUGAUUUUGCUAUUUAAUCUAUGGUCCUGUAUUAUGCAGACAAUGUAGAAAAUGACUGACAAGAUUUAGAAGUAAACACCAUUAGGUUUGUUCAUUGUUAACAUGAAGAGACAUUUUUGCAUAUACACAUUAUUAGUUUAGAAUGCUACGUUAAACUUUUAAUGAGUAUUUGUGUACUUUUUUUAAAUAAGUGAAUGCUCAUAACUCUACCACUAUUUAUGACUACUUUCAAACCUUCAGAUUCAUUUUUUGAGUUUCAGAUGACUCAAGUUUUAAACAUCUUGAAAAAGGUAUGAAUUGAGAUGAAUGUAGAAAGUCUCAAGGUUUCAGAACAUUGCAAAAAAGAAAACUUCAAUGUGUUGGAAGUCAGAAAAAAGCGAGCAAGAAUUACUUUAGGAGGGAACAACUGAUAAGCAGUUAUUUUAAUUUGUAUGUACAUAGGGUUAUGUAAUCACAUUUUCAUAAUGAGAAAACUGAAGAUCUAAGAAAUAAUUGCUUUCUAGAAAAUUUGAAUCAACGUAAGUUAAAGCGAAUACCAAAAGACAUGGAAUUUAUUUUUUUACAACACUUUGCUAUUUGGUCAUUAAUCAAUUUGCUAUACCUCAAAAAACCUCAAAAGAAAAAAAUCUAAAAGCACACCCUAAAUGCCCUGUGUGUGUUAUUCCCUUAGCUCCUAUACAGGUGAUACUGUAUUUACAAUGCUGGGUAAGAUACAGUCCCUUUUCCUGAAUGAUUCACAACCUAGUAAGAAAGAAAAUAAUUAUAGCAAUAUAUGAGUGUCCCUAAAAAACUACAUUAAAAUUUGCUAUGACAGAGAGAGGAAAGAUUAACUGUGUAUGGGACAGUCUAGGAAGCUUUAUAGGGGAAGUAUUUUUGUAUUUUGAAGGAUGAAUAUUUCCUAUCUUCCAAAUGUCAUAAAAGCAGAAUGGAUAUGGAAUUAUCUAGAAUUACACAUUCAUACUAUGAGGGCUGCAAUACUAUCAAAAUGUCCCAUACUAAUAAUACACUCAUACACUAAGUAGUAAUAUGAGUAACAAAACUGACAGGAUGGGGAUUUAAUCCUAUGUUUUUCUGGCUUCAAACUCUUGUGUUUGUUGCUUUGUAUCAGAUACUAUAUUCUGUUACCAAAACCCCGUUUUCCUAUCUAUGAUUAGCCCUUAUUCAUAACGAUAGUUUUUACAUUUUUAAAACUAAAGAUAUAGCUCAGAUAUAAGUAUGUCUCAGAAAAAUCUAUUUAAAUACAUUAAAUCUAUAAUUUGUUAUUCUAUAAGAACCUACCAAAAUUCAUGCUUUAUUAAUCUGAAGUGGGAAGGAAAUGUAAACAAUGAAAAGAACAUGAACUUUGAAGUCAAAUAUACCUAGUUUCAAAUUUUGGCCCUUCCUUUUCUGGCUCUCUGAACUUGAAUAAGUCACUAAACCUCUGUGUUGGCUUUUUCUUGCUUAGAAAGUGCAUAAUUAAUACCAACCUCUAAGGUUAUGAUACAUGAAUGAAAUAAAAUACAGAACAUGCCUAGUAGAGUAGGAACUCAACAAUAGGUAAUAUACAGCUACCAGAUGAAAAACUUUGCAACAGUUAACAUCAACAUCAAGAGGGCUACAUGUCAAAAGGAAACUUAAAAGGAGACAGCAUAUUUAAAAGAUUUUAAAAUAAUUUUUUUAGGUAAUGAAGAAAGGUUAUCUACCCACAAAUAUUGGCAUUACCUGCAAUUUGUUAUUUUACAGGUAAUAUGAAAAGGUUCUUCUAGGUUUACAGUAUCUGGGAUUGCCUCCAGAGAUAACCUAACAUCUCCAUAACCUGGAGCCUAAGAGAAAAAGCAACACAGUUAACAUACAUCUAUUACAAAACCUCUUAAUUUAAAUGAAGGUAACACACUAACACAUUCACUCAAUAGUUGCUGGGCCUCCAAGCUGAUGUUCUGAGAAAAUACUCACUUUUCUACUAUUCUUGAUUCUUUCUUUUGUUGCUGCCACCGUUAGAACAGCACUACAGACUGACCAUUUUUGCUAUAACUAGUCCAUGUUUAGCAGAAUUAAGAUGAAUGUCAUAGGUAAACAGUAAAGAAAUUUCAGGGGGUUUGAACUUAAAAGGAUGCUUUCCAGAGAUAAUGUAGUUUAAUCAUGUAUCACUAUAAAUAGUAAGGUUACUGUCUAAACAAAAAGGAGAGAUCAUUUUGAAACAAUUCAUAAAGAAAAGCAUGUGUGUUCACAAGACAUGGUCAGGGAUGGGCCACAGAAACAUCAGGGUUUAGAACAAGCAAUGGCAGGAUGGUAGCUCAGCUGUAUUUUAAAAUAGGCCCUAGUGAUAAUCUUUACUUUUUCGUUUCAAUUACCACUGACAAUAAAAAUAAAUUUUAAAAUAGAACAUUAAGAAUCAGGAGAAUUAAGAUAAUUCUGUAGCAUAUUCACACUAGCACAUGAAAAAGAAGGAGUUAUCCCAACUUGGAGCAGAAAUCAGGUAAAAUAUACAUCCAAAGCUUUCAUGGUGUCUUCAGUGGCACUCACCUGAAUUUCAGAUGACUCAGAUAUUAAACACCUUAAAAAAGGUAUGAAUUGAGUAGGGUGAAGGUAAUAAAUUCUAGUUUUGGGACACUGCAAGAGGGAAAUUUUAAUGUGCAAAUGAUGACCAGUGAGAUGACCAACAGUACGAAUUACCAUUGGAGGGAACCAUGGAUAAGCAGAUUAUUUUGCUUGGUAUAGUUUAAAAAAAAAAAAAAAAAAAAAAAGGAAAUGUAUUAAGGAUAAAUUAACAUUUAAACAUUUUUCAUACAUAUUAAUACCAAUUUUAAACCUCAAAGACCAGUGAAAUUAUUAUUCUAGUAAUACUAUUUUAUAGUGCUCUGACAUGACAGAACUAGGAAAAUUUAAGUUGCUCUAUCUGACACUCAAUGCCAAAAUCCCCACUGUGGUUUUCUUCCAGACUCACCAUUCUUUGAAGUUGGCUGGUCUGUAAUCUUCCCCUUUCCCCUAGAUUUGUUUUCCACACUAUGUCCAACUUUCCAAUUACUGUUACUCCCUUAAUAAUGCCUGCUUUUUCUGCAAACUCCUUCUUGGGCUUUAGGCAGUACAAAUACUGUCGUGUAUCCAUUGGCUGCAAAUAUGCUCUUGAUCCAAACGUUGUUACACUGAGAGAGGUGGAGAUAGAAAUGGAGACAAUUCGCUAACAUUUUUAAAAGGAAAAACUAUGGCUUUAAAUAUACCUUUGGACAGAAAGUGGAUGAAUUACCAUCCAAAGAUCAAGAACAGAUUUGUGGUUUCAAAAUAAAUGAAUAGGACUCGUACUGAGAGUGUUUACUUUUUAAAAUUCUUUUUUAGUUGAUACGGAAAAUCUUGAGGUUCUUUAUAGUAGAUAAGAUUACCUAAAAUAUUAGACAGGUAUCAAUUAACUAUAAAUGCAGCAGAAUCAAAACCUUAAGUGGGGAGUGGGUAAACUGGGUAAAGGGAAUCAACUGCAUGGUUAUGAGUGGAAACUAAACUUGAUGGUGAUCACAAAGUAGUAUUUACAGAUAUUGAAUUACAUGCUUUAAACCAGUGUUACUUUGGAAAAAAAAAUUAGAGCCUUAAGUAUACUGUCCUGUUUCUCUAAAAUUACAAAAGACAAUAUAGUUUAGAAUAAGAAAUGUAGCCAUCUAAAUUAAUCAUUUUCAAAAUGAACAGAAAAAGAAUGGAAUAUUAUUGUUUUCCUCAUUGGGGCUGUAGGAGGUUAUGAACUUUUCUGCACCUAACCACCAUAAUAAAAGUAAAAUAUACAUACUUUCUUAUGCAUAUUAAUGUCAACCCCACAUUUAUUAUUCCUCUUCUUACUUGUAGAAAGAGAUUUUAUUUUCACACAGGAAAAAAUUAAACGAUACAUUUCUAUGCCCUGCUUUUUGAUAUGAAGAGAACAUUUCAUCUUAAAACUCACCCUCAUGAAUAGUGCUAAGUGAAGUAAGUCAGGAGAAAGACAAAUAGCAGAUGGUUUCACUUACAUGUGGAAAUCAGAAAAAGAACAAAGGGUCAGACAAAACCAUACUAAUAACAAACCCUAGAUACCUCACAAUGAAAUUUAGGCUAUAAGAUGGGAGGGAAGAGGGGGUAAAACACAGUGGUGGGGGGAGCAAUGAACUGUGGUGGAGGACUGGUGCCUUGGUGAUGGGUGUGAUGUGGUGUGGUGACAUGUCUGGGGAGGUUUGAUCCUAUGCCUCUGAAGCACAUACGGUGUUAUGAACCAUUGUUAUCUCAAUGGAAACAAAAAACUAAAAACCUCACCCCGAUUCUUACCCUUUCCAACUUCAUCAUUCCUUUCCAUACCUCUGUUUUCUUUUUUGCAGGUUAAGGAAGAAAGAUUUCAUAUUUACCUCACUGAAUUAUCAUGAAAAUUAAAAGAAAAAAUACUUCAAAUAUUGAACACAAAAUGCAAAUGGCUUAUCUUUACUUGGAGGGAGGGAUUAAAUAGGUGAGCACAAGAGACUUUUAGGGCAGUGAAACUAUUCUGUAUAAUAUAGUGUCAUUUUAUCUGUUAAAAUCCACAGAAUGUACAAUAUAAGAGUGAACCCUAAAAUGGGCUGUGGUUAAUAAGUAUUAAUACUGGCUCUGUAACAAAUGUGCCAACGUAAAAGAAGAUGUAAAUAACAGGACAAGUAGUGAGUGAGGAGAGGAACAUAUGGAAUUCUGUGCUUUUUGAUAAAAUUUCCUGUGAACAUAAAACUUCUCUAAAAAAAUUAAAUCUAUUCAUUAAAAAAGUUAUAAACUACCUAAAAGGAAUGGGUAUUAGAAGGGUUUUUAAUCUUUCAAAAUAAGAACACUUCAUAGUUCAUAUUUACCAUUCUCCAUCUUGGUUGACUGAAUUUAAUUCUGCAACAUUGUACAUUAUAGAUGGUUCCAAUGAAACUUUCUCCAUAAACAUGGGUGAAGUUGUAAUAUUUUGAAUCUGGGCUUCCAGAAAUACUUCAUCAGUCUGAAGAUACGAAAAAAAAUAUCCACCAAAGAGUGAUGGUAUUUAAAAUAUGUACCUCAACAAAAAUACCUUAUCUAUAUGAAAAAAUAUAUUACCACAAAUGUGAUUAGUUCAUGCCUGCAAAUCAAAAUUAUAAUAAUUAAUGCAAGAAGUCUUCAUCCUAAUGUAAUUAACAGGGGCAAAGAGUCAAGUGUUAGUCAACCGAUACUUGUCAAACAAUGGAUGGGGGAUAAUUAUAAUAUUUUUUGUACUGACAUCCAAAAAUAAUUUUCAUUGGGAAUUUCAUUCACAAAUAUCUCAAAUCAUCUAGUAAGUCAUUAAAAAUGUUAAAAUGAAAUUCAAUAUAAUGAAUAUAUCUGUGUACCUAUCACUUAAGUGAUAUAAUUAUGUCUUCUUUAUAAAUAUUCUGGCAUAAUGUAACUUAAGUUCUCAUAUUCAAUUUAGAUAGUACAGGAAUCACUUGUAUCAUGAAAAAUCUAUUUUAUAAUCUUAUAGGAUUUAACUUUUUUUAAAGAUUUAUUUAUUUAUGUAUAUAAGAGCUGGGUGUAGGCCAUAGGUGUGUGUGUGUGGGAGAAGAUUCACCAGAGACAGAGUGGGAAGCAGAGCAGGCAUACUGACUGAAAUACACUGCUGAGAGGAGCAGCAGGCAAGACAGGAGAGGUCUGCUGCACCAGGUGGGUCAGCUCCCUGGCUGGGAUCAAACUUGUGCUGCGGUGGCUACCUAGUGCUGAGCUUCAUAGUAGCUUCAUAGUGCUGAGACUUAACCCCUUGCACCACCAGGGAGGCCACAGAUUUAACUUUUAAUGAAAGUAAAUUAUGGUGGUCACUGGUGAUUUCUUGAUUCAUUUAAAUGUAUAUCUAGGGCUAAUAUAAUGUGAAUUAUACCUGACAAACUUACAAGCUUUUAAAUCAAACAAAAGGUAUUUUAUAGCCUUACAAAUAAAUUUGAAACUGAGGCUAUUCAACACCAUUUAAGUCAAUGGGUAACUUAAAUAUGUACUUUAAUAUAAAUGUUUUGUUUCCUGGUUAUUUAUGCUAAACAUCCUUUUUAUGCUUUUUGGUUGUUAUUUUGUGUGUAUAGUAGUUCCCCCUUUAUCUGUGGUACAGUUUAAAUUACCUGUGAUCAAGUGCAGUCUGAAAAUAUUAUCUACAAUAUAUUUUGAGAGACUACAUUUGCAUGACUUUUACUAUAGUGUAUUGUUAUAAUUGCUCUAUUUAAUUAUUACUUGUUACUCUUAUUGUGCCUAAUUUAUAAAUUAAACUUUAUGAUAGGUAUGUACAUACAGCAAAAAAAAAAAAAAAAUGUCUACUUAGAGUUUGGUAAUAUCCAUGGUUCAAAGCCACUCACUGGGAGUUUUGGAAGCUAAGUACCAUAGAUAAGGGGGAGGCUGCUAAGGAUAACAGACUACAUUGGUUCAAUUUUGAAACAAGUUUAUAGAAAAAUGAUGUACUUAAGAAUAUCUUGAACUUUGUUCAAAGUUUCACAGAUAUAUAAAGAAAUAAAAAAAAACAAACUGAUAAAAGUUUUGGUACUUAAUGA